CGGCUUCAUCUGGCGCAUGCGCAGUGUCAUCUUAAUGUUUGAAGCCGCACAAUGGGCGGAGAUCUCUGCUGUUUCCUUCGAAAAUUCAACUGAAGAUCAACCAACGGGAAACGGAGCCCAUAUAGAUGGUUUAAUAGCGAUAUGCCAGGACCUGAGACGUGGAACUGGACUUCAUUACGAUGAUGGACUGGCCGUUUGACACCGUUUCCUUGCAGGAGGUUUUGCACCGCCAGUGUUUGAUCUGUCGAUUAUAAUAUCAACACAUGUUGCACCUGGAUUCGUUCUUCCAGCGGCCUCUUGGAUUCUGUCUUUGGAUUAUCAAGCUCACAGGUUGUUUUCAGGCCAGUGUUUGUGUGUUUAUGUGUUGUUCUGAGUCAUGGAGCCCAACAUGGAGUACAUAGUGGCCCAGGUCACGCAGAAAGAGGUUGGACGUCGCUUCCAAGUUGGACCCGAAAUCAUAGACUACAUCCUGGACAGACAGAAGUCACAUGACUUGGAACACGAUCAGACCAUGCUGGACAGGAUGGUGGACAGUCUGGCAACCUCAUGGGUCAACGCAAGUAAUUUCAAGGUGGCGCUGCUGGGAAUGGACAUAGUGUCCGCUCUAGUGACCAGACUACAGGAACGCUUCAAAACACAGAUAGGAACAGUUCUGCCCAGUUUAAUCGAUCGUUUGGGCGAUUCUAAGGACCAGGUUCGGGAUCAAGCACAGUCGCUCCUGUUAAAAAUCAUGGACCAAGCGGCCAAUCCGCAGUAUGUUUGGGACCGAAUGCUGGGCGGCUUCCGUCAUAAAAACAGCAGGACCAGAGAAGCUGUUUGCUUUUGCCUUAUCUCUACUCUUAAUGUAUAUGGAGCCCACGGAUUAACCCUCAGCAAGAUUGUUCCUCAUAUUUGUCAUUUGUUGGGAGACCCCACCAGUCAGGUUCGAGACGGUGCGAUGAACUGCCUGGUGGAGAUUUACAGACACGUGGGGGAGAGAGUGAGGAUGGAUCUGGGGAAAAAGGGACUGCCGCAAUCACGGUUGAAUGUGAUUUUCAGCAGGUUUGAUGAUGUCCAGAGGUCUGGGAACAUGAUCCUGUCCGCAGAUAAGAACAUCGACGAUGACGAGUCCGUGGACGGAGGACGUUCCUCGUCGUCCUCUAAAGGAGUGUCGUCGGUGCGGCGGACGGGAUCCCUGCGCAGGCCGUCCAGCGCCAAGAGCUCAGGUAAAGAGAGCUCUGGUGCCGGAGCUGUCGAUGAAGAAGACUUCAUCCGUGCCUUCGAAGAUGUGCCGACCGUACAGAUCUACUCGGCUCGAGAGCUCGAGGACUCCAUGAACAAGAUCCGAGAAGUUCUCUCCAAUGACAAACAUGAUUGGGAACAGCGAGUGGCUGCAUUAAAGAAGGUGCGUUCCCUGCUAUUGGCCGGCGCGAGCGACUACGACGGCUUUUCCCAGCAGCUUCGGCAGCUGGAGGGGGCGCUCAAACUGUCGGCUAAAGAUCUGCGCUCGCAGGUGGUGCGGGAGGCCUGUAUCACGCUCGGGCACCUGUCGUCUGUGUUGGGGAAUAAAUUUGAUCACGGAGCCGAGAACAUCAUGCCGACGUUACUCAACCUCGUCCCCAACAGCGCUAAAGUUAUGGCCACGUCUGGAAUGGCGGCGAUCCGUCUCAUUAUACGACACACACACUAUCCACGUCUGAUUCCCAUCAUGACCAGCAACUGCACGUCUAAAUCUGUGGCCGUCAGACGACGCUGUUAUGAGUUUUUAGAUCUUCUGCUUCAAGAAUGGCAGACGAAUUCUCUAGAGAGGAACAUCGCUGUCCUGAUGGAAACCAUUAAGAAAGGAGUUCAUGAUGCCGACUCUGAGGCCAGAUCGGUAGCUAGAAAAUGUUACUGGGGAUUUCACGCCCACUUCAGUAAGGAGGCGGAGCAUCUGUUUCAGGCGCUGGAACUGACCUAUCAGAAAGCGCUACAGUCUCACCUGAAGAGCUCGGACAGCAUCAUGUCACUGCCGCAGUCCGACCGCUCGUCCUCCAGCUCGCAAGAGAGUCUGAAUCGGCCGCUUUCUGCUAAAACACCUGUCGGGAGCAACCUGAGCAGAACUAAAGUCGUGAGUUCUCGUGGGUCUUCUUCGUCCGGUUCACUCCAGCGAUCGCGCAGUGAUGUCGAUGUGAACGCUGCAGCCAGUGCCAAAUCACGAAUGCCCGCUGUACCCACUGCUGCCCCCUUCAGCUCUGCCACGGCGCUGCCGCCCGGUUCCUACGCCUCACUGGAUGCCGCUGGUAAUGUAGAGGGUCGUGUGCGAACAAGGCGGCAGAGUUCAGAGACGGCUGCUGGGGGCGGAGCUUCUGUGACUGACAGCAGGGGGAGGAGCCGAGCCAAAGUUGUGUCCCAAUCACAACGAUCCAGAUCUGCUAAUCCAGUGGGGGGUAAAACUCACGCGGGCAGCCGCUCCAGUUCACCUGGGAAGCUCUUGGGUCAUUCUUAUGGGAGAAUCCCUCGAGCCACUGGAACACCGUCGGACAAGCGCAGUAAGAUCCCGCGGAGUCAAGGCUGCAGUCGGGAGACGAGCCCCAGCCGCGGCCGAGAGGUGCGGGGCAGUCGUAUCCCGAGGCCCAGCAUGAGUCAGGGCUGUAGUCGGGACACCAGUCGGGAGAGCAGUCGAGACACCAGCCCGGCUCGAGGGUUCAGUCCGCUGGCAUCCCACAGACACUCUCGUUCCACCAGCGCGCUGACGGCGGGUGACGUCCUGCUGACAGAUCGUUUCGGUCUCAUCCAUCAGGCCCGUAUCUCAGCGUCGGUGAACGCCAUGCGGAUCUUGAACACGGGCACAGAGGUGGAGGCGGCCGUGGCAGAUGCUCUGCUUUUAGGAGACUCCAGGAAUAAGCAGAGGCCCAUGCGGCGGCGAUACGAAUCUCCAGGCAUGUACUCCGACGACGAUGCGAACAGCGACGCGUCCAGCGCGUGCUCCGAACGCUCCUUCAGCUCGCGGAACGGCGGCAUGCCGCAUUACCUGCGUCAGACGGAGGACGUGGCGGAGAUCCUGAACCACUGCGCCAGCUCCAACUGGUCCGAGAGGAAAGAGGGGCUGCUGGGACUCCAGAACCUCCUGAAGAGCCAGAGAGUCCUCAGUCGUGUGGAGCUGAAGAGACUGUGUGAGAUCUUCACCAGGAUGUUUGCAGAUCCUCACAGCAAGAGAGUGUUCAGCAUGUUCCUCGAGACGUUGGUGGACUUCAUCACGUUACACCGAGAGGAGCUUCAGGAUUGGCUGUUUAUUUUGCUCACGCAGCUGCUGAAGAAAAUGGGGGCCGAUCUUCUGGGGUCCGUCCAGGCCAAAGUUCAGCGGGCUCUAGACGUCACCAGGGAUUCGUUUCCGUACGAUCAGCAGUUCAACAUCCUGAUGCGGUUUAUUGUUGAUCAGACGCAGACUCCAAACCUCAAGGUGAAGGUGGCCAUCCUGAAGUACAUCGAGUCUUUGGCCAGACAAAUGGACCCGUCAGACUUCGUGAACUCCAGCGAGACCCGGCUGGCCGUCUCUCGGAUCAUCACGUGGACCACAGAACCGAAGAGCUCGGACGUCAGGAAGGUCAGUGUGUUUCUGAAGCCUCGCGGAUGGGGUUCGGAUGAGACGUUGAAGUUUGGUUUGUCAGUGAGUUGUGAUGUGUCUCAGACGCUUCAUAGCUGGGCGAACGAGGAGGCGUCAGGCAGGAGCUCGACCGUGGCCUCCCUGCCGGGGGAAAGUAACCUGGAGGAGAGAUGUAAGCAGGCGGCUCAGAUGGUUUUGAUCGCUCUGUUUGAGCUCAACACCCCAGAGUUCACCAUGCUGUUAGGCGCUCUGCCCAAAACCUUCCAGGACGGAGCCACUAAACUCCUGCACCACCAUCUGAAGAACAACAGUAACGCCGCCGCAGUGUCUCAGGCGUCUCCCAGCAGCCCCGCGGGACGCGCCCCUCCCAGACACCCUGUGACCCGCACCAGCCCGCUGUCACCCACCAACUGCUCACACGGAGGACUUUCUCCCAGCCGUUUGUGGGGCUGGAGCUCAAAGGCUUCUUCUCCUCUCAUUCCCCCCCACCCCGGCCCCGCCACACCCCCUCUCCGGGCUCAUCGGCGGGCGUAUUCGCCCAGUAUGCUGGAGUACGACACUGAGAACAUGAACUCUGAGGAGAUCUUCAGCUCUUUGAGAGGCGUAACCGAAGCCAUCCAGAGCUUCAGUUUCCGCAGUCAGGAAGAAAUCCUCGAGCCCAUCAAACGUGACGGCAAGAGGGAAGAUACGACCGGCGUGGCGUCGUCGGGUGUGGAUCCUCGUCUGUCCACAGGUGUGAUGGAGGGAGGCCGGACGGCGCUGGACAACAAGACGUCCUUAUUAAACACACCGUCCUCUCGAUCGUUCAGCGGGCCGUGGACACGCGAGUACAACCCCUACAACUACAGCGACAUCAGCGCCUACGAGAAGGGAGCGUUAGCCGUGUUUGACGAUGCGGAGCAGAUCCGAGACGGUCGUCAACAGGACGGCGGAGAAAACAAAAUCAUGCAUCCCAAAGGCUUUUCUGCAGGACCCGGACAGCACCUGGAGAUGGUUGGCAACCUGCUGAAGGAGCUGUCCAAUCACAGCGAGCGUGUGGAGGAGAGGCGGGCCGCUCUGCUGGAGCUGCUGAAGGUCACGCGUGACGACAGUCUGGCCGUGUGGGAGGAGCAUUUUAAAACCAUGCUGCUGCUGCUGCUGGAGACGCUGGGAGAUAAAGAUCACACCAUCCGAGCGCUGGCGCUGCGCGUCCUGAAGGAGAUCAUGCGCAGUCAGCCGGCGCGCUUCAAGAACUACGCAGAGCUGACCAUCAUGAAGACGCUGGAGGCCCAUAAAGACUGUCACAAAGAGGUCGUGCGGGCCGCAGAAGAGACGGCCUCCACGCUGGCCGGAUCAAUCCACUCCGAGCAGUGCAUCAAAGUUCUGUGUCCCAUCAUCCAGACGGCCGACUAUCCCAUCAACCUCGCCGCCAUUAAAAUGCAGACCAAAGUUAUCGAGCGGAUUCCCCAGGAUUCCCUGGUUCAGCUUCUGCCCGACAUUAUCCCAGGACUGCUACAGGGUUAUGAUAACACAGAGAGCAGCGUACGCAAGGCCAGUGUUUUUUGUUUGGUGGCCAUUUAUUCUGUCAUCGGUGAAGAUCUGAAGCCUCAUCUACAGCAGCUGACCGGCAGCAAGAUGAAGUUACUGAAUCUGUACAUCAAACGAGCUCAAACCACCAACAGCAACAGCAGCAGUUCUUCAGACGUCUCGUCUCACAGCUGAACGUCCUUAAACUCUCUCGAAAGACUUUGCACAUUCGGUCCAUCGUGCGAGUAGAUCUGGUUUAGGUGCACAUUUGCUUUAUUAAAGGGCACAUGAUUCAUUUAACAGGUGCAACCACUUACACGACUUUAACCGCAGCCCGUGGGGGUUCGUGAUUGGUUGCGUUUGUGCUUGAACGAACAUCUGCUAGUGUGUGUGUGUGUGUGUGUGUGUGUGUGCAGCAGUUGAGCCUUUGUGUGCGAGAGAACUGUUGCGAGGGCUUUUAUUCUCUAAUGCUUUAUUACUUUUACCGUUAUGUUAUUGCAGUGGCGUUUAACUUCCUCACAUUCAAAGCACACGUAAAGUUCUCUCCAGUCGGCCAAUCAGGAGUCGUGUUACAUACCUCCAGCUUCACCAGAGACGUCCAUCUUUUAACGCUGCUGCUGCCGCCUCGAGUUCUCUCUUACGCUCUUUUAGUGACGAGUGUCAUUUUUUUGGGCAUCUGAAAAUAUGCAAGAACAGAGAUUGUAUUUGUACUGUAUUUGUUUCAUGUGUGGCCAACAGGUGAAGAGGUUUUGCUCAAAGAUGAAUAUUAGAGCAAAUUUAGUUUGAAAUCUCUCAUUCCAGUCCAGUGAUCUUAAAAAAACCUGUUAGCAUGAAGUUAUUUUAGGAGGACCAUGAUUAUUUCAACACUAACAGGGAGAUUUAUGUCUCCUUUUGUGAUUUAAGGACCACACCGAUAUUGAUUUUCUUUUCUUUUUUUAAACAAAACAUACAAUUGGAGCUUUUAGAUAGGAACAAUUACCAGAAAGUAUUAGAAUGAUCAAAUCAGAUGAUCCAAAACAAAACUGAAUCAAGUUUUUGGCCUUUUAAAACGAAAUCAUCCACUUAUAAACACUAAAUCUGUAGCAGGAUUCUGAUUUCAAACAAUGUAUAAGAAUAUAUAUGUGGAAUUCUAAAGUUUUAGAGCAAUAAUUUCAACUAAAAAAUGAUCCAAAUUGGAUUUUUAUUAGUCAAAUUGUGGUUUAAACCCAGUUUUCUGGUUGCGGUUUGUGCCUGUUCGGCCGUUUAAAGUGCUCUGCUAGUCUUUUUGUAAACUAGUUUAAAUCUUGGUGCUUAAAUGAAUCACUCUGUGCUUUUGCUGAACGUUUAACUUUAGAUUCCAUUCGUUUUUCCUUUUUUUCUGGUUUGAAUUUAAGCGCCUUACCAUGGAAAGAAAGUCACAUUGUCAUCCGCUCUUGUUAGAAAUCCCAAAGAACAUUCCACACAAAAAACUGGUGAUUUUGUGGAGUGAAUCAUCUAUAAUCCUUCUAGUAUUUGUUAGAAUUUAUUAAUUUAGUAUGAAAAAAAUAAACAAUGAAGAUAAUAUAUUUUAGGGUACGUUUACUCGUCAACAAUGUACUAAAAAUGGAAACGUUUUUCCUUUUGUGUUUUUUGCGUACAGACGACAACAUAUAUCCGCGAAAACAACUAAAACACUAUAUUCUGCUAUCAGGCCAGUAGAUGGCGAUGUUACUUUGUAAACAAACACUGCGCACCUAUAGACAAAUAACACAAAUUCACGUUUUUAUCUUAUAGUUUGCAUAGAGACGAUAACCGUAUCUUUUUCAAAAAUUUGCAGUUUGAAACCCGUUUUCAUAAGUUAGCAUUUUUAGGCCGCCAAAAUUCUGUUGUCAUGUAAAUGAACGACCAAAAACACAGUGAAAAAGUUUUCCGUUUUUAGUCGAAAACGGUGUUGUGUAAAUGACCCCUUAAAUUUUAAACGUUUAUUGUUAAGGUGCUGUUUAUGGAACGCUGUUUUCAACUAAAACUUUUUAAUGCGUUUUGGCCGUUCAUUUACAUGGCAACGGCAUUUUGUGGGCCUGAAAAUGCAAACUUUUAAAAAACCCGCAACUGUGACGUCUGUAGGUGCAUGAUGUUUCUUUACAAAGUGACAUCGGCAUCUAAAAAUGUAAACAUUUUUCCUUUGCGUUUUUGGUGUACAGGCGACAAUAUAUAUCCGCAAAAACAACUAAAACACUGUAUUCUGCUGUCAAGCCAGUAGAUGGCGAUGUUACUUUGUAAACAAACACCACGCGCCUAUAGAAUGAACACGUAACACACACACUCAUGACGGCACCGUUUUUACGUUUCACGUUUUUAGUUUGUAGUUUACACAGGUAUCAUUUUCAAAAAUUUGCAGUUUGAAUCCUGUUUUCAAAAGUUUACAUUUUCAGGCCGCCAAAACCCCGUUGUCGUGUAAAUGAAGGGCCAAAAAUGCUUAAGUCAAUGUUUAGUUGAAAUCGGUGUUGUGUAAAUUACCCCUUAAAUUUUAAACGUUUUUUCCUAAGCGGCCGUUUACGAAACUCCGUUUUUUUUAACUACAAAUGGAAAAAAAUGUAUGCGUUUUUGCAGGCCUGAAAACGCAAACUUUUAAAAAACUGUAGUGUUCAGUCUAUAGGCGUGUAGUGUUUCUUUACAAAGUGACAUCACCAUCUAAAAAUGGAAACGUUUUCCUUUUGCAUUUUUCGUGUACAGACGACAACAUAUAUCUGUGAAAACAACUAAAAUCGCCGUAUUCUGCUGUCAGGCCAGUAGAUGGCGAUGUUACUUUGUAAACAAACACUACGUGCCUAUAGACUGAACACGCAUGCACGUCACGUUUUCACAAAUACGUGUUUUUAUUUUACAGUUUACACAGAGACAAUAACCAGUAUCAUUUUCAAAAAUUUGCAGUUUGAAACUCGUUUUCAAAAGUUAGCAUUUUCAGGCCGCCAAAACGUCGUUGACCUUUAAAUAAGCUCCAAAAAUGCUUAAAAACUUUGAUGUUUUUAGUUGAAAAUGGUGUUGUGUAAAUGACCAUUUAAAUUUUAAACAUUUAUUCCUAAGGGGCCGUUUACGCAACACCAUUUUCUAAACUAAAAAUGGAAAAACUUUUUAAUGCGUUUUGGCCCGUCAUUUACACGACAACUGCGUUUUUGCAUUCCUGAAAACAUAAACUUAUGAAAAUGCAAAACUGUGACAUCAUGCGCAUGCAUAUUACGUGUUCAGUCUAUAGGUGUGUAGCGUUUCUUUACAAAGUGACAUCAGCAUCUAAAAAUGGAAACAUUUUCCCUUUGCAUUUUUCGUGUACAAACGACAACAUAUAUCUGCGAAAACAACUAAACCGCCGUAUUCUGCUGUCAGGCCAGUAGAUGGCGAUGUUACUUUGUAAACAAACACUACGUGCCUAUAGACUGAACACGCAUGCGCUUGACGGCACCGUUUUCACAAAUACGUGUUUUUAUUUUACAGUUUACACAGAGACAAUAACCAGUAUCAUUUUCAAAAAUUUGCAGUUUGAAACUCGUUUUCAAAAGUUUGCGUUUUCAGGCCGCCAAAAUGGCGUUGACCUUUAAAUAAGCGCAAAAAACGCUUAAAAACUUUGAUGUUUUUAGUUGAAAAUGGUGUUGUGUAAAUGACCAUUUAAAUUUUAAACAUUUAUUCCUAAGGGGCCGUUUACGCAACACCAUUUUCAACUAAAAACGGAAAAACUUUUUAAUGCGUUUUAGCCGUUCAUUUACACGACAACGGCGUUUUUGCAUUCCUGAAAACAUAAACUUAUGAAAAUGCAAAACUGUGACAUCAUGCGCAUGCAUAUUACGUGUUCAGUCUAUAGGCGUGUAGUGUUUCUUUACAAAGUGACAUCACCAUCUAAAAAUGGAAACAUUUUCCCUUUGCAUUUUUCGUGUACAAACGACAACAUAUAUCUGCGAAAACAACUAAACCGCCGUAUUCUGCUGUCAGGCCAGUAGAUGGCGAUGUUACUUUGUAAACAAACACUACGUGCCUAUAGACUGAACACGCAUGCGCUUGACGGCACCGUUUUCACAAAUACGUGUUUUUAUUUUACAGUUUACACAGAGACAAUAACCAGUAUCAUUUUCAAAAAUUUGCAGUUUGAAACUCGUUUUCAAAAGUUUGCAUUUUCAGGCCGCCAAAACGUCGUUGACCUUUAAAUAAGCUCCAAAAAUGCUUAAAAACUUUGAUGUUUUUAGUUGAAAAUGGUGUUGUGUAAAUGACCAUUUAAAUUUUAAACAUUUAUUCCUAAGGGGCCGUUUACGCAACACCAUUUUCUAAACUAAAAAUGGAAAAACUUUUAAUGCGUUUUGGCCCGUCAUUUACACGACAACGGCGUUUUUGCAUUCCUGAAAACAUAAACUUAUGAAAAUGCAAAACUGUGACAUCAUGCGCAUGCAUAUUACGUGUUCAGUCAAUAGGUGUGUAGCGUUUCUUUACAAAGUGACAUCAGCAUCUAAAAAUGGAAACAUUUUCCCUUUGCAUUUUUCGUGUACAGACGACAACAUAUAUCUGCGAAAACAACUAAAAUCGCCGUAUUCUGCUGUCAGGCCAGUAGAUGGCGAUGUUACUUUGUAAACAAACACUACGUGCCUAUAGACUGAACACGCAUGCGCUUGACGGCACCGUUUUCACAAAUACGUGUUUUUAUUUUACAGUUUACACAGAGACAAUAACCAGUAUCAUUUUCAAUAAUUAGCAGUUUGAAACUCGUUUUCAAAAGUUUGUGUUUUCAGGCUGCCAAAAUGGCGUUGACCUUUAAAUAAGCGCAAAAAACGCUUAAAAACUUUGAUGUUUUUAGUUGAAAAUGGUGUUGUGUAAAUGACCAUUUAAAUUUUAAACAUUUAUUCCUAAGGGGCCGUUUACGCAACACCAUUUUCAACUAAAAACGGAAAAACUUUUUAAUGCGUUUUAGCCGUUCAUUUACACGACAACGGCGUUUUUGCAUUCCUGAAAACAUAAACUUAUGAAAAUGCAAAACUGUGACAUCAUGCGCAUGCAUAUUACGUGUUCAGUCUAUAGGUGUGUAGUGUUUCUUUACAAAGUGACAUCACCAUCUAAAAAUGGAAACAUUUUCCCUUUGCAUUUUUCGUGUACAGACGACAACAUAUAUCUGCGAAAACAACUAAAAUCGCCGUAUUCUGCUGUCAGGCCAGUAGAUGGCGAUGUUACUUUGUAAACAAACACUACGUGCCUAUAGACUGAACACGCAUGCGCUUGACGGCACCGUUUUCACAAAUACGUGUUUUUAUUUUACAGUUUACACAGAGACAAUAACCAGUAUCAUUUUCAAUAAUUAGCAGUUUGAAACUCGUUUUCAAAAGUUUGUGUUUUCAGGCUGCCAAAAUGGCGUUGACCUUUAAAUAAGCGCAAAAAACGCUUAAAAACUUUGAUGUUUUUAGUUGAAAAUGGUGUUGUGUAAAUGACCAUUUAAAUUUUAAACAUUUAUUCCUAAGGGGCCGUUUACGCAACACCAUUUUCAACUAAAAACGGAAAAACUUUUUAAUGCGUUUUAGCCGUUCAUUUACACGACAACGGCGUUUUUGCAUUCCUGAAAACAUAAACUUAUGAAAAUGCAAAACUGUGACAUCAUGCGCAUGCAUAUUACGUGUUCAGUCAAUAGGUGUGUAGCGUUUCUUUACAAAGUGACAUCAGCAUCUAAAAAUGGAAACAUUUUCCCUUUGCAUUUUUCGUGUACAGACGACAACAUAUAUCUGUGAAAACAACUAAAAUCGCCGUAUUCUGCUGUCAGGCCAGUAGAUGGCGAUGUUACUUUGUAAACAAACACUACGUGCCUAUAGACUGAACACGCAUGCGUGUGACGUUACCGUUUUCACAAAUACGUGUUUUUAUUUUACAGUUUACACAGAGACAAUAACCAGUAUCAUUUUCAAAAAUUUGCAGUUUGAAACUCGUUUUCAAAAGUUUGCGUUUUCAGGCCGCCAGAACGCCGUUGACCUGUAAAUAAGCGCCAAAAACGCUUAAAAACUUUGAUGUUUUUAGUUGAAAAUGGUGUUGUGUAAAUGACCAUUUAAAUUUUAAACAUUUAUUCCUAAGGGGCCGUUUACGCAACACCAUUUUCAACUAAAAACGGAAAAACUUUUUAAUGCGUUUUAGCCGUUCAUUUACACGACAACUGCGUUUUUGCAUUCCUGAAAACAUAAACUUAUGAAAAUGCAAAACUGUGACAUCAUGCGCAUGCAUAUUACGCGUUCAGUCUAUAGGCGUGUAGCGUUUCUUUACAAAGUGACAUCGCCAUCUACUGGCCAGGCAGCAGAAUACAGUGAAUUUAGUCUUUUUCGUGGAUCCCUGUGAACGGGGAUCAUUUUGACCGCUGUCGUCUGACAUGAAAAAAGGCAAAGGAAAAACUUUAUCGUUUCUAGUACAUCGUUGUCGUUUAACCGACCGUCAGUAACAAGAUUUCUCUGCAUGCAGGCAAUCAAUACACAAGAGCUGAAGAACUGAUUCCCUCGUACUGUUCACUUCAUUAAUGCUGGUAAGAGAAUCAAAUAUUCAGAUUGUAAAUAGUUUAUAGUGAACUACAUACGGACCUGCUAGAAUCUUUAAUUCAGUAUGAUAAGCAACUCAAAGAUCUUACCGAGUAAAUCGCCAACUCUGACGUUCCUGCUUUACUAGUGAACUGUGGAUAAACUCAUUUUCUGAAGGGAAGAUCCAGAGAUUUGCAUUUAAACGCUUUGCUGAUGCCAGUAGAUUCAGACAUAGAGCUUCACAUGCUGCGCAUGCCUUCCGUUUAGAUGCUCAUGUUUAAUAUCCACGUCUGUAUUUAUUUUACACGUUGUGCUUUAUGGCAGCUGUAUAUAUAUAUAUGAACUGUUUUUGUUAACUUUCACCUGUGUAGAAUUUGCAAUCUGUAAACUAUUUGCUCUAGAUAAACGAAACCUGAGUUUUCCAA
This is a messenger RNA of Megalobrama amblycephala (Wuchang bream), 11975 nucleotides long. It is a transcript of the gene clasp1b, whose product is annotated as CLIP-associating protein 1. Gene Ontology annotation, cellular component: cytoplasmic microtubule; microtubule organizing center; spindle microtubule. The record is from RefSeq and is a predicted model, not a curated record. Gene Ontology annotation, molecular function: microtubule binding; kinetochore binding. Gene Ontology annotation, biological process: mitotic spindle assembly. The transcript has 44 exons. Lineage: Eukaryota; Metazoa; Chordata; Actinopteri; Cypriniformes; Xenocyprididae. Bases 377 to 5266 code for a protein of 1629 amino acids.